Molecule: messenger RNA, 1830 nt
Organism: Zea mays
Lineage: Eukaryota; Viridiplantae; Streptophyta; Magnoliopsida; Poales; Poaceae
Product: zinc knuckle (CCHC-type) family protein
Exons: 7
Coding region: 161-1651 (496 amino acids)
Molecular function (GO): nucleic acid binding; zinc ion binding
Source: RefSeq, a predicted model, not a curated record
CUGGUCGUUUUCUGGACAGCCACAAGCAAAUUGAUUUUCCCGAGCCGCUGCCGAAAAAUUGCCGCUGCGGCGCUGCCACCAUCCCACUUCUCCGCGCCGCCUCCAGAUCGAGCGCGUUAUUAGGUUUUCUCUGUCCCUCACCCGCCGCCGCAGAACGCUGAUGGCCCAGCGCUGGCGCUCCAGGGCGCGGUGGGACUCAGACCUGGACGAAGAUGGUUCCCCGCCUUUUCGGCAGCCGCGCAGGGGCGGGAGCGACGAGGAGGACGACGAGGUGGGGAACGAGGACCUCAGCCUGGAGAUCAUCGCGCGCGCGCAGCGGAAGCGGCGUUGGGCGUCCUGCGGUGGAGUCACCGGGUUCGCCAACCUGCUCUCGGUGUCCUCCGGCGACGACGAGGACGCCGUGGUGGAGCUCGCUGAGGCGGAUGAGCCCCGGAGGAAACAGAAGAAGAGGCAGCACUGGAAGCAAAGGAAAAGGCAACGGAAGGAGGCGACCGCUGCUGCUGCGGCUGCGGCUGCCGUGGACGAGGAAGAGAAGGAGGUUGGUACCACCCAGGAGGAGCAAAUUGGGACAGCAGAAUCGGUGCUAACUGAAGAUGGGGUUGAUGCCCCUACAUCUCACAGUAUGUUUCUGCGGAAGCUCCUUCGCAUACCAAGAUACUUUGAUCCUGGGGAAACAUUGUUGGAGACUUGCUUUAAUUGUAGCGAGGAAGGACAUGUAGCUGCAAACUGCCCAAUGGGAAAGCGGAAGAAGCCUUGCUUUGUUUGUGGGUUGUUUGGGCACAAUGCAAAGCAGUGCAAGCAGGGUCAAGACUGUUUCAUCUGCAAAAAAGGAGGGCAUAUGGCGAAGGAUUGUCCUGAUAAGCACAAGAGGAAUGAUCAUCAAUCCACAUUAUGUAUAAGAUGUGGAGAAACAGGUCAUGAUAUGUUUGGAUGUGCCAAUGAUUACCCACCAGAUGAUAUCGAGCAAAUAAGAUGCUACGCGUGUAAUCAGAAGGGCCAUCUAUGUUGUUCCGACUUCUUUGACAAUUCUCUGGAACAGGUUAGCUGUUAUAACUGUGCCCAAUCUGGCCAUUCUGGCCUGGGAUGUGCUAAGCAACGCAGGGAAGCUAGUGCUGUCACAACCCCAACCUUAUGCUUCAAAUGUGGCGAGGAAGGUCACUUCGCACGCGGCUGCACGAAGAAUGCCAAGUCCGAUGGGCCAAAAGGCUGGUCGUCACCACACAGUCAGAGGAAGGGAAGAUGGAAAAACGAUGGCAAGUCACCAUCACACAUCCGGAGGAAGGAAAAAUGGAAGAAAGAUUCCAGUGCUAGAUCAGCUCCUCAUGAUGCCUGUACAACAAGCAAAAGCAAUAGCCCCUCUUUCGAGGAAAGAAUGGGCGCAUCUAAUCAUAAAUCGAAAUGGAGGGGUGGUUGGACUGGUGAUGACGAUCUACCAUCGAAGAAGUACAAACCCAAUGGAUGGGGUUCACCAGCUACUCCCAAGAGGUCUUACACGAAUCACCAGUACUUGUCUGGUGGUGGUGACUACUUCACUCCCCAGUCCUCACGAAGGCACAACCAUGGUACCGCGUCACCCGGUGCUAGGAAACACAGGUUCUCGUCGUCAAUAUUCGCCGCCAGCAACACCCAUGUCCGGUUCAAAAGAAGCUAGCCGGAUGCACGUGUCUGUUUUUGUUGCUUGUUUAGCCAUUGAUAACAGUUAUCUCCUGGGGUUGAACUCUAGCUGCUGGUUCAUGCCCUUAGAUAGGUGUCUUGUCUGAGAUUACAUAUUUACAUAUGUAAGCGCGGUUGAAACUGAUUAUUUCUACUGUGAACAAAGCUUUCAUGCCA